Messenger RNA from Strongyloides ratti, 2625 nucleotides. RefSeq names its product Chitin binding domain-containing protein. Lineage: Eukaryota; Metazoa; Nematoda; Chromadorea; Rhabditida; Strongyloididae. The coding region runs from base 1 to 2625 and encodes 874 amino acids. The transcript has a single exon. The record is from RefSeq and is a predicted model, not a curated record. Gene Ontology annotation, molecular function: chitin binding. Gene Ontology annotation, cellular component: extracellular region.
AUGUUUUGGAAUGUUUUGAUUUAUUUUAUAUUAAUUAUUUAUAAUUGUUUUUGUUAUUAUAAUAACCAUGAAACUGUUUCUGAAAGAUAUAAUUAUGAUGAAUAUUUAAAUCAAUAUAGAGAUAAAAAUUUUAAUGAUAAUUAUCAAAAUCAUUAUAAACCAAAAGACUAUGAAAAUUUUAAAGCUGUUCCAUUAAAUUAUUUAUGUUCUGGAUAUUCGUAUGAAAGAUUUGGUAAAAUUUCUUUAGGAAAAUGUAAUCAACAUUAUAUGGUAUGUAAUUUUGUUUAUAAUUCUGGUAUUAUUGAAUCAUGUGAAGAAGGUUAUAUAUUUGAUAGAUAUAAGGGUUGUAUUCAAGCUUCAUCAAGUAAACAUUGUAUAAAUACAAAUAAAGAUGAUAGAGAUUUAGCUAUAAUACAAUUGGCAAAAGAUGUUAAAUUUUGUAAUCAGGGUGCUGGUAUUUACAGAGGUCAUACAGGAAACAAUAUAUGUUCUAAAGAAAUACUUAUAUGUACUGAACAAAGAAAACCAAUUUUAAUAUCUUGUAGACCUGGUUUUAUUUUAUCAUUUAAUCCAUUAUCUAAUAAUUUAGGAAAAAAAAUAGAAUGUAUAAAAAAAGUUGAUUGUCAAUUUGAAGUUACACACAAAGUAACACCUGUUACAAUGGAAAUGAUGGUUAGGUAUUGUCAGAUGAAAGAUAAUAAAAAUGAGUAUAAUUAUUUUAAAUUAAAAGAUGAAAAAAUAUGUAAAAAUUGGUAUGUUUCAUGUGGAAUUGAUACUAUACGUGAAUUAGUAUUUUGUCCACAAAAUCAAAUAUUUGAUGAAAGAAUUGGUUUCUGUAGAAAUAAAGAAUAUGAUGAUCAAUGUAUUGAAAAAAAAUUAUGUACCAAACAAAAUAUGUGGAAAUUAUUACCAUUAGGAUAUUGUAAAGAAGAAUACAUUUAUUGUCAUGGAGAAAUACCAUAUACUAAACGUUGUAAUUAUCAUUAUAUAUUUGAUCCAUAUAAUAUGAAAUGUGUACCAAGAAAAAAUGUUGAAAUUUGUAAUAAAAAUGAUGGAAAAAAUCCUUUAAUACCAUCUUUAACACAAGAAAAUUGUAAAAAAAAUGAAAAUAUUAAAUUAUCAUGUUCAGAAUUAUUAAAAUGUAAAAAUGGUGUCUAUAAAAAAUAUGUAUGCCCUCAUUUAACAAGAUAUGAUGAAAAAUAUGACAAUUGUAUUAUUGAUAAAAAUUGUAAAAAAUAUACUCAUAUUAAUACAUGUAUUGAAGGAGAAUUAUUUACUGAUAAUAAUUGUAAAUUAAUAUUUAUAUGUAAAAAUGGUAAUUUUAUUGAAAAAAAAUGUAUAUCUAAAUUAUUAAAUCCAAUUGAAUAUGGUGAAUGUGAUAAAUGUUAUAGAGAUCAACAUUAUAAUAAAAAUAAUAAUCAUAUUCAUAAUAAAUAUUAUCAUGGAAUGGAAAGAGAAUCAUGUAAUGAUUAUGAUACAAUUCCAAGUCCUAAUAAAAAUGAAUAUUAUUUCUGUUAUGAUGGUUCAUGGUAUUUAAAAAAAUGUAAAGAAAAAAAAAAGUAUGAUCAUCAAUAUAAAAUGUGUAGAUAUAAUGAUGAUAUAUCAAAUGAAUAUAAUUAUGAAAAUCCUCAAAUUUAUAAAUGUAUUGAUCAUAUUAGUCCAUUAAUUCCUGAUUAUAAUGAUUGUACAUCAUUUAGUAUGUGUAUAAAAGGAAAAUAUAGAACAAUAAAAUGUCCAAUAGGUUCAAUUUUUAAUCCUAAAGGAUCAAUUAAAAAUAAAAAUUUUUGUUUAUCUUCAAUUACCUGUCCUCCACCUUUAUAUAAUAGAAAAUGUAAUAAUGGUGAAAUGUUAAUAACUAAAAAUUGUAACAAAUAUUAUGAAUGUUAUCAUAAUAAAUGGAGUGAAAGAUAUUGUAAAGAUGGAAGAUAUUUUAAUGGUCAAACUUGUUCAAAAAAUAUUAUUUGCCCUAAUAAAGAUAAUUUAUAUCCUUUACCUUUACCAACUCCAGGAUAUCCUGAUUAUACAAUACCAGGAAAACCAAAUUAUCCUAAUAAUUAUUGUUAUGAAGGAUCAAUACGUGAACAUGAAAAAUAUUGUAAUAGAAUAUAUAAAUGUAUUAAUGGAAAAGAAGUUAUUAAAAAAUGUAAAGGUGAAUCUGUUUAUAGUUGGGUUCAUAAACAAUGUAUUUUUGAUACUACAUAUUGUGGUAAUAAAGAAAUUUGUAAAAAUGGUGAAAGAAGUAAUACAAAAAAAACUUUAGAUAGAAUAAAUGAUCCAUUAUUUAAUAAAUAUUCAGUUACUAAUUUUAUAAAAUGUUACAACAAUAAAUGGCAUCAAAAAAGAUGUAAAACAGGUUUUGUUUUUGAUGUUAUAAAAUUAGAAUGCUAUAUUAAACAUAUAUUCCCUAAUUUACCAGAAAAUAAUAAUGAUAAUUGUAUUGAAUCUGGUGGAGAAGCUGGAUAUAAACCUCAUAAAUUUGAUUGUACCAAAUUUUAUCAAUGUGCACAUGGAAAAUGGAUUGAAAAAAAUUGCGGCCCAGGUACUGCAUGGAAUCAAAAGAUUACUACAUGUGAUCAUAUUGGAAAAGUAUCUAGUUGUAAAAAUAAUAAUAUUAAUUCAUAUUAA